Molecule: messenger RNA, 2571 nt
Organism: Clonostachys solani
Lineage: Eukaryota; Fungi; Ascomycota; Sordariomycetes; Hypocreales; Bionectriaceae
Source: the annotation of a GenBank genome assembly
AUGGCAGCCAAGGGGAGUAUUCAUGACCUGCGUUAUUUGGAUACUGAUCCUGGGUCUGAGGAGAUCGACCCCAACAAUGCCAACGGCAAUGAGCCCUUGGGAGGACUUCACCGGAUCCUGCCCUAUGCCGAUACACCACCAGAAUCAGACACCGAGGAUGACGACAUUUCCUCCGUCAGUAAUGACAGUGUCUCCCCUGAGAUUCCUGAGAGCAAGGCCGAGACAUCGGUCGUUUUUGUUGAAUUCACCAUCGAGGAAGUCGACCCGCUAGAUGACUCUUGGGACGCCCUGGAGGUCAUCCAUCCCUAUGACAUCGAGUAUCCCAGAAGCCGCACCAAUUCCUUUCACAAGGACUCAGAUAAGGCGCUCGUGGCCGAACUGCAAGGUCUCGAUUGUUCAGAUUCAGAAGCAGACUUAGAUGGUGAAGAAGAUGCUUUUUUGAGAAUACAGAGACUCUACCGUAGGAGCAGACGGAUAAGCAUGCAAUCAAGUUUCGGCAAGCGAGCUUAUAGCGAAAUAGAUAACUGGGACGACGACUAUGAGCUGAGUGAUGGUGAUGAAAAUCGAGGCAACGAUAAAACGCGGAAGAGAGUCCACACGAGCACGUUAUUAUUUAACGAUCCACCGGUGCCGAUUAUAGAGCCGGAUGAGUUGGAUUCCGAUGUCGAAGAUGGUGAAGCAGAAGAUCAAAUCCUACAAGAGCUUCCAUUUUUCAACUUAGAAAUCAUGAGUGUGGAUUCUGAUUUCUCAACUACAUCUUCUGAUCGCCACAAACACUCUGAAUCCGAUCCGAUACGACGAGAAGGCGAGAAUGAACAAGUAUCGGAGAUAAGGAGUAACGAAGAGGCGGGUGCAGAUUCAAACGAAGCAAGGCCAACUCGGACUGAUGAAACACGCGACAACUCGCGUGCCAUGGCUUCAGUUGAAUUUCAUAAUAACCAGUCCCGCUCUUCUACGAAAUCGGAUGAAACGCCAAUGUGUGGAUCUAAUUCCAUCGAUAAUACAGAUUUGGAAAGUCUCUUCUCUUCGUUUAGCGCAUCAUCUAUGGAGUCCCUCACAACCCUUGAUCACAGACAGCGCAGCGGUGUAGCUCUCCUCACCGAACUACUCUUCAACCACAGAGAGUUGAGCCCACUGUACAAACUGGCCAUUUCUCGGGUUGAGAUUGGAAAGCUGAGAACGCAUCUCUAUGGCUUCUUCCGGAUAUACGGCAAGGAGCUGCACCGAGAGGCAAGUGACGAGAAGGAGAGGCUGGCUGCACAGUUCAUCCGCAGAUGCGCCAGGCUUCUCGCAAACGCCAUCUGCCAAAGUCUUCAAUCAGAGAGCGGGGAAGAGGACUGGUCGUCCUUGUUAUCCAUUGAACGUGUUUCCAUGGAGCAGAACGUGAAUGAGUGGAUUAACGCGUCAUUGACAAAUGUGGAAAGCCUGAUCCCGCAGGUGAUCGAAGGGGAUGAGAAAAUAGUUGACUCCUCGAGGGCUGAGACGGCCUCUUCUGAAUCGAGUAACGAGGACUACGAGGUCGUCUAUGAAGAGCCAGAAGACUAUUUGUUACUUAGUGAAGUCGAACAUUUCAUCUUGUCCGCAGACGCUUUUUCAAAUCUCAAACUUGCACUUAGGGCCUGGCUGAAUCUGGACGACGGCAACUCAGAAGGCGAGACACCUCUGGAGACCGACCCCAGCGCUGCUUCUUCGAAACAUACUAGUCACAAGCUCCUGGCUCUUCUAUCUAUGAUUAGGAGAGCGGGCAUGGCAGUCUUUCACAAUGUACAAAACGUCUUGAUUCUUACUGGGUUUCGAGAGCCUGAGCUAGUCGACGGAUACCAACGUGUGCGUUGGAAGAAUAAGAAGAAUAAAGGGAAAACGCUCUUUGAAGACUAUCUAGAAAAUGAACCAGGAGCACUGCGGACGCUCGAGGCGUAUCUCAACACCUGUGCCUAUCAGAAGAAUAACACCGGGUCUACAUCAGCCAGUUCUUCAAGCGAACAGAGAACUCACAACACCAAUAGCUCGGCCUCAGGCUCCAUUGGCUCCAGCUCACUUCAAACAAACGUCUCUUGUCACAGCGGUCAAGGUAUAGGCCCCAAUGAGACUACAAGGGCAUUCGAAACGGACAUCGAACUGACGGCCUCUCCUUCUGAAUCACUCCACUUAUUUACUUGUAUUGAACGAGGAUUUCAUAAGUUAGACUUUUCUCAGAAGGUUAUUACGAAUAUUCCAAAUGAUCAAACGUUGUUUGAAUCUUUACGAGAGGAGCAUUAUUGCGGAUACCAGGGACGUUGGAGACGGAUUAUUUCACUCCGGGCCAUUCAAAGCGUUCACUUCAUGAAGGUAGCCGACAAAGAACCUAGCCUCGAUGUUAUCUCUGAGGUCAAUGACAGUAACAAUUUUUCCUCUAGUUUUUAUAUGGCGGCCCCGGCUACAUUGAUCCACGAUGCCACGAAGAAGUUUGCGAAAAGGGCAGGCCCUGUGACUGUAUCCCACCGUCCCGGCUCGUCUGCCCGACUGGGACAGAAUACAAAUGCAGCCCCGUCCCUGCGAGACUGCCCCCCCCUGUGGGGUCACGACUUAUGA